AUGGAUGGUUCAGUUUCCAAAGAAGGAGGAGGAGCUAUGAAGCCUGUGAUUCUGAGAGUUGGUGUUGCUCUUGUAAUAUCAGGAACUGGUUUGAUCUUGGCCAGGUUUAUGUCUCGAAAAGAACAUAACGAGGUGACUUCAUCAGCAAGCAAUCAAGAGUCUACUUCAUCAUCUAUCAGAAGAAACGAUGGAGAAGAAGAAGAAGAAGAAGAAGAAGAGACAGAGAUUCUAGGCCAUGAUCAACAGCAAGAGAUUCUAGGGUUAAGAUCCAGACUCGAGGAGCUUCAGAGGAAGGAAUACGAGAUGGAGUUGCGUUUCGAACGUUAUUGUAACAUGAAAGAUCAAGAACUCAUGCUUAUGGAACAUAAAAGCAUGUUGAGUCUUGAGAAAACUCAAUUAGAUUUCCUCCGUAGAGAGCUUUUUUCAAUGGAGGAAGAACACAAGAGGGGACAAGAUUUGGUGAUUGUGUUUCUCAAACUGGUGGGAGAGAUUCACGAGCUGAGAUCAGAGAAUUGGUUUCUUGAGGAGCAAGCAAAAAGACUUAGGAGAGGAGUGAAGCAAUUAUACCGUGUUGUAAACGAGAAGAAUAGGAGAAGCAUUGCCGUGGAGAAAGAGUUAUUAAAGUGUAUUGAUGAAUUAGAGAUGAAGAAUAGUGUUGUGAAGGAACUUGAAGGGGAAGUGAAAGAUCUGAAAGCUAGGGUUGAUGUGUUGUCCAUGAAGUCAUCAGAGAUGGUGAGUGAAGAAGAUUAUAGAAGGGUGCUAACAGAGUAUGAGGAUUUGAAGAAGGAUUAUGCUAAUGGAGUGAAGGAAGUGAUUAGCCUGAGAUGGAGAAAUGCUUGUCUGAGACACAAGGUGAUGAGCAAUGAAACCAAUUAUGAGGAAGUACCACUUUCUCCAAGUAGAAACUUGCAAGAAUACUUGGAAAUGGAAGAACAAGCAGAUGCUCUUGCAUUGACAGUAGUAGCUGAUCAUGAGCAUCAUGAAGAGAGUAACCAUCAUGAUGAUGAUGGUGAUCAUAAUGAGCAUCAUCAUGAGACUUCAAGGAGGAAGAGGUUGAUGAAGAAGCUAAAGAGAUGGGUUGAAGGAAACGAGAAGGGAAGAUCAACAAAGUUGGAGGAAAGAUGUUUUGGAAGACACUCUUUGACGGUGGAGCCUGAGGAUGAACAAAUGAUUCAUUCAAGAAGAUCCUGUUCUAGCGUGUAA
This is a messenger RNA of Eruca vesicaria subsp. sativa (arugula), 1203 nucleotides long. NCBI's taxonomy places the organism in Eukaryota, Viridiplantae, Streptophyta, Magnoliopsida, Brassicales, Brassicaceae. The record is from the annotation of a GenBank genome assembly.